AUGUGCGGCCUGGGUGGCCUGGGGAAGCGCCUCUGGGGGCGGGGUCAGGAGGCCCAGGUCCGCGCAGGUAACUCACUCAGGAGCCCCAACUCCAGCUGCCCUGAGCUGUCAGGACAGGAGUCCGUCCUUUCGCUUUUAAACAAACACGUCAUGAAUUUAAAAGUCAGGGCAGAGAGCUGUCCAAGGCGUAAAAAUAGCCACCUGGCCACAGAGUCAGCACCCAGCACCCGCGCCUGGUCCCAGCCUGGUGCUCCCAGAAGCCGGGGCGCCGCCCCCCAGCCCCUCUUCCCCGUGGGGGCGGGGCUGGGGGCGCCCGGAGUGUGGGAGUGGGGGCUGGAUGGGGGUCCAGAAAAUGAAACCCCCCACUAG
Molecule: messenger RNA, 369 nt
Organism: Rangifer tarandus platyrhynchus (Svalbard reindeer)
Lineage: Eukaryota; Metazoa; Chordata; Mammalia; Artiodactyla; Cervidae
Source: the annotation of a GenBank genome assembly